UUUGGAGAAAACCCGCGAUCUAGUUUCUAGGUAGCUUUCCAUGUCAUUACAUUAGGUGUUUAUUCACAGUAUAGUUGCUGCUGACAGCAGCACAGCCGUGGUGCUGAUUUUCAAACUCAUCCGCUCCUUCUUUCCGCCAAACUGUUAUUCCACCAGAACGUUCUUGUGACGUCAUACUUACCAAAUUAGUUCCCUUCAUGGAACGACCAGAUUGGAGCACCUAUGUCACAAAGGAAGGAUCUAUUAGCAUCAAGAAUAAAGUUCGCACGGCGACUAUUGUCGAAGAAGCCAGCGUUCGCAUCAACUUUGCGUCGCAAGUUGCUGCUGUAGUAGAUGCGCCGUCGAAGGACUCUGCUCCGCAGUCCGCUGCUGGAGAGCUUCGGUCCCAACCUGAGACAGAGCCUCGGAAGAAGGGCCGGGAUGCGUCGUCCACUUCAGAUCAGGAUCGGAAUAUUGCAAGGAGGGAAGGGGCAAAAGCGCAUGACAGUUCGCACUCGGCGAAACAAGAAUCGCCGCUGCAACGGCCACAGCAGCAGCAGCAGCAGCAGCAGCAGCAUAAGCACCAUCAACAGCAGCAGCAGUCUGGAGCCCAGACGAAGCGGCAGAGGCAGGAUGUGUCAUCGCCAGCAUCUGGACAUCGAGACGCCUAUUCCAGGCGCCUUCUUCCCCCAGAGGCGCUUCCCUGGGCGGCGCUGGCGGGGGGCGCGGUGGCAGCAGUCGCAAUGGCAGCAGCAGGUAUACGCAGGUCGCCAGGGCAGCAGCAGCAGAUCCAGCAGGGGCCCAGUUACAGCACCCACCACCACCGAUGCGAGGACGCCCAGCCUCUGCCGUUUCGCCGGCCGUCCGAAGCCUCGUGCUGCACCACUGCUGCGUCGGGGAUACAGAGCGCAGGGGGGAAUGGGGGGAGAGGGGGCAGAUGCAGGGAGGAUGGGGUGAGGGUGAGUAGUCACGGCCGAAGUGAAAGGUCCGGAGGAGGAGGAGCAGGAGGAGGAGCAGGAGGAGGAGCAGGAGGAGGAGGGGGAGGAGGAGGGGGAGGAGAAGCAAGAGCAGCCGGAGCAGGUGAAGCACGAGGAGGAAGGAAGAAGACCACAUGUGAGCGCGCAACGGGCGAGGAGGGGAGCGGGAGUAAAGGAUCAGCAGCCGCAUGCUCCCCUCGCAACUCCACCACCAGUGCUCUUGAACGGGACUUACGAGGUCUCUCUCUCGCAGAGAAGCAAGCACAGGGAUCUGGAGGAGAGUCCACAGCUGCAAUCGGGAUGCGGGAUGCGGCUAAAGCUGCUGCUUCUGCCACGGCUGCUAGACGUAGUAAGGGUGGUGCUUGUGGUGGUGCGUGUGGUGCUGCUGAUGCUGGCAGUGGCAGUGGUGUCAGUGCUGGUGCUCCGGGUGCUCCUAACUCAAGUGAGGAGGGGAAAGACGGCUCUCCUGCGUCUGUGCUCCGCCGCUCCAGGGGCAAGGCAGGGGGGGCGACGCCCCAUAUGUGCACGACAGGGGGAGUGGCGCCUCAUAGGGGCAAGGUGGGUGAAAGAGCUUCACCCUGCUCGACGCACAGCAAGCACGGGACUGGGGGCGUAUGAGGAGGGGGUUCGGGACGAAUGGCACAGGGGAUA
Molecule: messenger RNA, 1607 nt
Organism: Closterium sp. NIES-67
Lineage: Eukaryota; Viridiplantae; Streptophyta; Zygnematophyceae; Desmidiales; Closteriaceae
Source: the annotation of a GenBank genome assembly